Cyphellophora attinorum is the source of this 807-nucleotide messenger RNA. RefSeq lists its product as uncharacterized. Gene Ontology annotation, molecular function: actin filament binding. Bases 1 to 807 code for a protein of 268 amino acids. Gene Ontology annotation, cellular component: cytoskeleton. The record is from RefSeq and is a predicted model, not a curated record. The transcript is spliced from 4 exons. NCBI's taxonomy places the organism in Eukaryota, Fungi, Ascomycota, Eurotiomycetes, Chaetothyriales, Cyphellophoraceae.
AUGGCACCGUCAAUCGACGUCUACGAUGAUUCGUCCAAGGAGAACCGAACCGUGGCUGCACUUGGCAAGACCAAGUCUGGCAAGCAAUUGAAGAUUCGUUCCUACCCUGGACUCAUCCCCCUCCCCAAACCCCGAGAGAACACCCAAUUCCAGACUCAACUUACACAUCCCAAGCCCCACCAACCUCACCCCCGAACAACACCGCCUCUACCGCAAACAACACCUCGCCGCGGCUUCCGCGUCUUCGCAGCCCGCGGCUUCGACGAAGGCGUCGCCGGCCACAUCUCCGUCCGCGACCCGAUCCUCACCGACCACUUCUGGCUCAACCCGCUCUCGCAACACUUCUCCCAGAUCUGCGUCAGCGACCUCAUCCUCGUCAAUGAAGACGGCGAGGUCGUCGAAGGCGAUGAACCCAUCAACGCUGCCGCGUUUGCUAUUCAUAGUGAGAUCCACAAGGCGAGGCCGGACGUGCAUGCCGCGUGCCACGCGCACUCCACGGCGGGGAAAGCGUGGAGCGUGUUCGGGAAGGAGUUGAGUAUGAUGACGCAGGAUAGUUUGAGGUUUUGGAGGAAUCAUGCUGUUGUGGAUAGUGCGGCGUUUUGGUUUAUGAGUUUGGAUAAGACUUGUCAGGCGCAGUUGAUGGUGGAGGCGGCGGAGGCUGGGGGGAGGGUUAAGAGGACGUUGAUUACGGAUGAGGAGGCGGAGUUUUCGUAUGCGCAGGUUGGCACGGAGGAAAAGGGGUGGUUGGCUUUUCAGGGGUAUUACGAUGAAGUGUUGGCCAAUACGAGGGGAGAGUUUCUGAAGUGA